Bufo gargarizans (Asiatic toad) is the source of this 4050-nucleotide messenger RNA. It is a transcript of the gene UNC5A, whose product is annotated as unc-5 netrin receptor A. The record is from RefSeq and is a predicted model, not a curated record. Gene Ontology annotation, biological process: anterior/posterior axon guidance; netrin-activated signaling pathway. Gene Ontology annotation, molecular function: protein binding; netrin receptor activity. Gene Ontology annotation, cellular component: membrane. The transcript is spliced from 18 exons. NCBI's taxonomy places the organism in Eukaryota, Metazoa, Chordata, Amphibia, Anura, Bufonidae.
GAGAGAGGAGAACAGAGGGAGCAAGAACUGUGCCUCUUGUUUUUGGGCAAGCGGAUCUUUGCUAUUUGCUGACAUACCUGGUCCUGCUCCCACUUUUGGAAAGUCAGGUGCUGCUGGUAAAUGGGUGACAUUUAAGGGUUGACCCUAUGGAUCCUUCAGCAGGAAAGAGGUGCUGCCAUGUACUGCAGAAUGGAGGAAUACCCUGAAAUCUGCCACAUUGACACUUCUUCUGCUCACAUUCAGUAACAUCUCAACUUCUGUCCUGCAAUGGGCUCAUGGCUGGGGGAGUCUAGUCUGGACAUCAGGAUGGGAGCAGCAUGUUUCUUGCUGGUCAGUGGUUUCCUCAGCUUGCACCUUCCUCCUUCUGGUUGCCAGCAGAGUUCGGGGCCAGUGAAUCCUUUUCCCAUGCCAGUGCCUGGUUCAGCAAGUCUGGGAGGACAAGGAGGGGAACUGCUACCGCACUUCCUCCUAGAACCCGAGGAUGUUUUCAUUGUGAAGAACAAGCCGGUGACUCUGAGCUGCAAAGCAACCCCAGCCACGCAAAUCUACUUCAAAUGCAAUGGAGAGUGGGUCCACCAGAGUGACCAUGCGAUUCAGCACAGUGCGGACCGCAGCACGGGUCUCCCUGUCAUGGAAGUUAGGAUCGAGAUCUCUAGGCAACAAGUGGAGAAGAUCUUUGGGCUGGAAGAAUACUGGUGUCAUUGUGUAGCAUGGAGCUCAUCUGGAACCUCCAAAAGCCAGAAGGCAUUUAUCCGAGUUGCAUACCUCAGGAAGAAUUUUGAGAAGGAGCCAUUGUCAAGGGAAGUGUCUCUGGAUCAGGAGGUGACUUUGUUAUGUCAGCCACCUGAGGGGAUUCCUCCUGCGGAGGUGGAGUGGCUGAAGAAUGAAGAUGUAUUAGAUCCUGAUAAAGAUUCCAAUAUUUUCAUUGGAACAGACCACAGCCUUCUUUUAAGACAGGCGCGCCUAGCUGACACUGGGAACUAUACGUGUGUGGCCAAGAAUAUAGUUGCUAGGCGGAGGAGUAACUCAGCAGCUAUCACUGUUUAUGUCAAUGGAGGAUGGUCAUCAUGGACUGACUGGUCUCCAUGCAGCACAACCUGUGGUAGAGGCUGGCAAAAGAGAAGUCGAACUUGUACUAACCCCACGCCAUUAAAUGGGGGAUCAUUUUGUGAGGGUCAAAAUAUCCAGAAGACAGCCUGUACUACCCUCUGUCCUGUGAGUGGAGGAUGGGCAGAGUGGAGCUACUGGUCUUCUUGUGCCUCUGAUUGCACCCACUGGAGAAGCAGAGAUUGUACCCAGCCAGCCCCAAGGAAUGGUGGGCUACAGUGUCAAGGGCCUGACACAGAGACCCGAAACUGCACCAGUGAACUCUGCAUGCACACGGUAAUCACGCCUUUGAACAUUGUAAAAUAAAAUAUUUCGGUAGGCGCCCCUGAGGAUGUGGCCCUGUAUGUUGGAGUAGUAGCUGUGGCGGUGUUCCUAGUACUCUUACUAGCGGUAAUACUAGUGUGCUGGCGCAGGAAGGAAGGCCUUGAUGCUGAUGUGGCUGACUCCUCCAUCCUAACAGCUGCUUUCCAGCCUGUUAGCCUCAAGCCUGGCAAAGCAGGCCAAGCUCACCUACUAACUAUUCAGCCUGAUCUCAGUACAGCAACAAUGACCUAUCAGGGAUCCUUGUGCCUACGACAAGAUGGUGGUAACAAAUUCCAGUUAACCAAUGGACAUCUUCUGCCACCUAUGGGUCCAGGUUUACCAAGGGAGCAUAGUCACACAUUACCAAGACUAUCCACCCAAAACUAUUUCCGCACCCUGCCACGUGGUUCAAGUAAUAUGGCAUAUGGUACAUUCAACUUUUUAGGAGGACGUCUUAAGAUUCCAAAUACUGGACUCAGUUUGCUCAUACCUCCAGAUGCCAUUCCCCGGGGAAAAAUCUAUGAGAUCUACCUGACACUUCACAAACAGGAAGAUGUGAGGUUACCUCUAGCUGGCUGCCAGACACUUUUGGGUCCCAUCGUCAGCUGUGGACCCCCUGGAGUCCUGCUUACACAGCCUGUUAUCUUGUCAAUGGAUCACUGCCUGGAACCUAGCCCUGAGAACUGGACUGUGCGCCUGAAGAAACAGUCUUGUGAAGGCAGCUGGGAGGAUGUCUUACAACUGGAUGGUGGGAGUCCGUCGCACCACUUUUACUGUCACCUGGAGUCCCACAGCUGUUACCUGUUCACAGAGCAGCUGGGACGCUUCGCUCUGGUGGGAGAGUCCCUCAGCAUGUCAGCCACAAAGCGCCUAAAGCUGCUGCUCUUUGCCCCCACCUCCUGCACAAGUCUGGAGUACAGUUUGCGAGUCUACUGCAUCCCUGACACACAAGAUGCCAUGAAGGAGGUCAUACAGCUGGAGAAACAACAGGGGGGGCAGAUGUUAGACGAGCCACGGAUCUUACAUUUUAAGGAUAGUUAUCACAAUCUGCGCCUUUCUGUGCACGAUAUGCACAGCACCAUGUGGAAGAGCAAACUCUUGGCUAGCUACCAGGAGAUCCCAUUCUAUCAUAUCUGGAAUGGAGUGCAUGGGAAUCUUCACUGCACUUUCACACUAGAGCGCUUCAGUCUCAACACAUGUGACCUGUCCUGCAGGGUUUGGGUAUGGCAAGUGGAAGGAGAUGGUCAAAGUUUCAACAUCAAUAUUAACCUAAAUAAGGAAAAUCGACCAGAAAUAUUGUUAGAUGAAGCAGAAAAAGAAGCAGCAGCUUUGGUGGGUCCCAGCGCCUUCAAGAUCCCCUUCCUAAUGAGACAGAAGAUCAUAACAAGCUUAGAUGAGCCAUCCUCCCAUGGUGCAGAAUGGAGAGUGCUGGCUCAGAAGCUAAAUUUGGACAGCCAUUUAGGUUUCUUCAUCUCAAAAUCAAGCCCUACCGCCAUCCUCCUAAAUCUUUGGGAAGCACAAAACUUCCCUAAUGGAAACCUGGCACGACUGGCAGCUGCAGUGGCAGAGAUUGGAAAACAAGACUCUCUUAUGUACAUGAUGUCAGAAGCAGAGUGCUGAAGAUUUAUUGCUCAUCUGCUCGAUUCCAGCAAGUCCCAAGUCCAAGCUUGGCCAAGGGGCUCAACCUCCCAAAAUUAAUCAGUGGGCUUACUCUUUGAAAUGGCCCUUCCCUGGCAACUGUGGGUUAGAGGGCUUCAAACACAUCUUUCCUUUUUAACCCCUCUGCAACUGAAAGGGUUAAUCAUGUGUUCAGCUCCUUUAUGCAGAGCAGGAGGAUCAAAAACGGAGCCAGAUGCCACAUUUAACUCUGUGCUGCCAAAUACUUAAUAAAAAUGCUGCUCUCAUAAGUUUUUCAUCAGAAGGUUAAGCUUGAAUGGACAUAUCCUGUAUGUGAAGAGGGCAUUGUCUAUAAUGUUGUUUUGUUAACUACUGUGGACCAUACUAAGAAACACCAACCCCACCUGAUACGUAUUGCACUGGAGAGCAAAGGCACCAUAGACCCUUCAUGGGAAGUCAACCCACCAAUCACUACAGACUUUACUUCUCUCUCUAAACCAAGUGUCUUGUAUUGCUACCUUGUCAGUGAAGGUGCGACAGUGACACCCAGUGUUUGUGUUGUUCAGUUGUUACACCCAUACCCAGGUAAGUGAAGGUGCAAUAUAAAAAAGAAAAAAAAAAGGAUUCUCACUAAACAAAGAUACAUCCCUACUUAAUAGCCAUACGAACCUUAGAGGGUGCAUCAGAGGUCAUUUUUUUACCUAAUCAAGGGAGAAAUCCCCCCAAAAUAGAAUUCAUUGGCCCUUUCACCCCUCAAGCCAGCUGUAUAUGCAAAACAAGAGCACUCCCUGCUCCAGGAGUGAAUGAUUGAGUGUGUUUUGAUUGUGAAUGCGUGUGCACAAGUGUUGUUUUUAUUUUCAGACCAAGAAAAGUCAUUGGAACAAUAAAAAUGUGUAAUGAUCAGUGUUUUUUUCUACAUUCUGUAUUAAAGUGCAUUCAAGUAUUUACACUUGGCCUUAUGUAUAUAUUAUGUUCAUUCCGCUGAAGGUGUAUAGUACUUUUAGGUGACUUGAAUGUAAAUAA